CUCCCUCAGGCCCGCACAUAUAAGGUGGCUCUGAGAGGUGUCCCGUCCAGUCGCCCCUCAGCAGCUGACUGGUGUGGCGAUCACACUGUACUGCAGAUCUAUACUAAGAUACUUUUGGUAUCUUACUUUCAGUAGCUUUACUUUAUUAUUCUCGAUAUCUUCAGUAACAGCAUACAAGUGUAGGAUCUCUGAUCAGUAUGUCUCCGUGUACCGCCGUCCCCCAACAGGUGUUGACCGGAGGUGAUGAGGCGACGGGGCAGAUAUUGAAGAGUCUAUUCAGCUCGAGUCCUGAAGAGCAGACGAAGGCCGCACACGAGCUGAGGCUCCUCCUGAAUCAUGGACCAGAGGACAAGCUCAUGGAGCGCCUCCUGCAGGCUGGCGCUCUCCCAAGACUUGUGCUCCUCCUCCAGAGUGAUCACAGCUGGCAAUUACAGAACGAAGCAGCGUGGGUGUUGUGCAACAUAGCGUGCGGCACCAGUGAACACACCCAAGCUGUGGUGGAUGCUGGUGCUGUACCCGCCCUCGCGCGCCUCCUGAGACACACGUCCUCUGAGGUGUGCCACACAGCCAUGUGGGCCCUGGCUAAUGUUGGCGCAGACAACCAUAUUAACCGUAACUUAGUUCUGGCUCAAGAUGUCUUCACCCCUCUGUUAAGGAUUCUGGAUGACACGAAUAUUAACGAAUUAAGAACAGGAGCGUGGUUAUUGCGUGUCCUGUGUGCGGAGAAUAGCUCACCAACUUACUUUACCCAUCUGGCGCGGUGUGUACCAGCAGUGUGUAGCCUCACCUUGCACAACGAUGACACGGUGUCCACUGAGGCUAGCCAAGCUCUGGUUAGCCUGGUGAAAACACACACACACAAUGCACAGGCAGCAUUGUGCCCCACCUUCUAUCCUAAACUCCUGAAACUGUUUAGAUCGAAGCCUCAGAACAGAGCACUUGCCACAGCUGUAGCCGCACUUCAGAACUUGGAGCCUAACACCGAUGACAACACAAAGGCCUUGAAAAAAUCAAGAAGGAAAACAUCGACGGGUCCGUCACAAUGUUGUGUUGCUACUAGAAGUACACCAAAGAGAUGUGGGUACUUGUCACCAGCCAUGUCCACCAAAACACAAUUGAGGCGAAGCGUCAUGAAAACACGAUUGUCAACAAAGAAAUUGAUGAAGACAACACCAAACCAUUCAGCAUCAAACAUCUAUCUUAAAAAGGGAGAAAUAUUCAAAGCUGUCGAGAUGGGUGACCUAGACAAGGUCGAGGCUCUUAUACAUGACACGGGUCCUGUGGUGACCAAACCCCAGACUGGGUGUACGCUCCUGCACGCUGCAGCAGCCAACAACCAGGCCGAGGUGGUGCUCCUCCUCCUCAAGUUCAUCAGCCCCAACAUUGUCAACAAGGAGGGCCGCACGCCGGCCCACCUGGCCGCCAUUAAGGGCCACACUCAGGUCUUGAGGAUUCUGAUGGCUGAUGACGGACUGAAUCAUGACAAGCGAGACAACUCCAACAGAACUUACAAGGACUUGCUUGCUGCGCCGUUAUUUGAGGCAGUUUUGUGGCGGGACAAGAGGAGGAUACAAGAGGUGUUGAGUCUUGGUGGUGACCCAGACUACCACGCUGGGAGGAUGGUGGAGGGAGCCCUGGCCCGGGAGCUGAGGGUCACCACAGCCCGCCACUUGGCUCUAACCUUACACGGACAAACUAUCCUCAGCAUGCUCCCUCAGCGACGAACACCUGAAACCAUAAAAGAAACCAAAGCCCUGAUGGGUUUCAACUUCAGUAAUGGUGAAACCCUUGAUAAUGAACUUCCGAUGGGUCCACUGAGGCUGCGAGUGAAGGCAGCAAGAAGCCAGGCUUCAGGCCCCGACGUGUACAAGAUGGACACAGACCCCAGAGGAUACGUCUGUAUCCUCAGCUACAGUUCCUUCAAGGACCGUCCCGACCUGGACCUCGAGGGUUCACACUCUGACGUCAACAACCUGUCAAACGUCUUCGGGAAAAUGGGAUGCACUGGACACUCACACUCCUCCUUGACGGCACACCAGACCAAGCAAGUGUUGACGAGUGUCAGGGACAUGGAAGUCCUCGACCAUGUUGGAUGUGCUGUUUUUGUCAUCUCUAGUCAUGGUGUUGGAAACGAAAAGUUUCUAACUAAUGACAUGAAACUUUUAACAACUGAAUGGGUUUGUGGCCUCUUUAAAGAUUCAGAAUGUCCACGAUUAAAACAUAAACCCAAACUGUUCAUCUUCGACUUUUGUUGUGGCUAUUAUAAGGAUCAGACUCCUAGAUCAAGCAGCACCAUCCACGAUACAAGAGUGGAGGAGCCUCUACGGGACAUGAUGUGCCUCUACUCCAGCGACGGAAGUUUCACAUCGUACACCUUUACCAAGGACGGAACUCCCUUCAUCACGGCCCUGUGUCGCACCCUGGCGCAGCACGCUCAUGAUAAUGAAUUUGGCGAAUUGUACAGAGAGUUCCUCAAGGAACAUGCCAAAACGCUUCUCACAGGCGUUCCACAGCUCUGUAACUUUGGCUUCACUAAGAAGUUUUACUUCACCCCUGUGUCGCCGUCUGACACAGUACGUGCACCGUAAUGAGUUUGAAACUUUUACAGUUUCUUAUGAGUUCAUCAAGACGUCUUACUGAUGCAAAGUUAAUUUCACGACUAACUUCACAAGAAUUUUCACUUUCUUACGCAUGUUGUACGCGCUUAUCAUAAGUCUAAGGCACUUAUCAUAAGAUCCGUAAUCACAUUGUACACCACUAUAACUUUACGUACUUGAUUAUUAUAUAACUUUUAAAUAAACUAUAUUGGUUCGAUUUGUGUAAAAUACCCAAAAUGCUUAUCACAUAAACGCCAUAGUCAGUAACUAAUCUGAAGUACUGGGGACGAUUGUAGUGUUUGGUUGAUGGCACAGCAAGCAAAAUAACUUUGAAUAAUUAUUUGUUUUGUUAAUAUAAACAAUGAGUGAUUUAACAUAGUGAUAACAGUCCAUAAUGUUUGCUGACAGGAGUAGAGCGACUCUCCCUCGGUCACACGCAAAAUUAUAAAAUUUAUGUAGAAUAUCUACACGAAAGUUUAUAGAUUUAAGGUAGAAAAAAUACUGUACAUAGCCUUUGAGGUUGAUUGACCAGCCAGCAAUACUACAUUAGUUCAGAACAUAAUUCAAGUUUAAGUAAACUUUUAGUAAACAUACACUGGGAAGUGCGUUAUGUUUAUACAGUACUGUAUAAAGCGGCCUAAUAACGGGUAUGUUGUACCGAAUAGCCAGAACGCAUUACUUGGUCUAAUAUGCAAGGCCCGAUUUGCCUAACAGGAAGAGUGAUUUUCAUCGUUUUCAAAUAU
This is a messenger RNA of Procambarus clarkii (red swamp crayfish), 3340 nucleotides long. The record is from RefSeq and is a predicted model, not a curated record. Lineage: Eukaryota; Metazoa; Arthropoda; Malacostraca; Decapoda; Cambaridae.